AUGGCUGAACCACCCACGCCCGAUUUGUCACAUUUAAGUGCAGAAGAACGACAAAUUAUUGAGGAAGUACUUCAACGACAACGUGCUGAAGAGGAGAAAGAAACACAACUUAGCCAAAAAGCAGAUGAAGAAUUGGAAGCAAUCGAAAAGCAAAUCAAUCAACGAAAAGAGAUUGCACAACGUCUUGUUGGUACACAGGAUGAUGCCAUCUGUCAAAUUUGUCAAAAAACUAAAUUUGCAGAUGGCAUUGGUCACAAAUGCUUUUAUUGUCAAUUACGAUCGUGCGCUCGUUGUGGUGGUCGUACGGCAAGUAGAAAUAAACCAAUUUGGGCGUGUUCAUUGUGCCAACAACGACAACGAAUUCUUGCUAAAACUGGCAAAUGGUUUCAACAAGCUGCAAUGGCUGAUGAAGCUAAAGGGACAGCUAGUCCAGGUGACAUAAGUCCUACCUAUUCUGCACCACGAACACCAGUAUCAUCGAUGAGUCGUAAGAGCAGUAUGAUAAGUCCAACAACACGAGCAGCCAAUAAUGCCUCAUCAUCUUUGGUAACAUCUGCUGGCCUAGGCUCAAAUAUGCAAAUAUCAUCAUCAGCCAUAACCAUUCAUUCCGAUGCUAAAAAAUCUGUUCCGGUAAAGCAAGAACGAUCACAGCUAACACGUAAACCAGUAAAUUCAACCAUUAAACGACAAACGACACUUUUACGACAACCAUCUCUUGAGACGGAACGUCGAAAUGGUACAACCGAUUCUAUCACAACACAUCAACAUGAUAGCUCAAAACAACACAAUGAUUUAGAUGAAUGUUCAGCUGAUCGAUCGAUAAGUGCUGAAAGUUUUGAUCAAAUGAUACCAACUGAUUAUAAAUUAUCAUCACAACAAACUAAAACAAAUCAACAAAUCAAUGAUAAAAAAUUUUUGCAAAAUAAAUUAACCACUGAAUAUGAUUAUGUAAAGAAGAAUAGGACUAAAAGUCCUGAAAGAUUACGACAACAACAACAACAACAACAACAACAACAACAACAACAACAACAACAACAACAACAACAACCUGGUAGAUCAUUUGAUGAUCAAAAUCAAAGGUAUCAAUCUCGAGAAAAAUCAGAUAUUAUAAAUCGAGAUGAACGACAGCAAAAAGAAAUGGAAAGUGGUAUACAAUCUGAAAAGAAUACUUGUUCCACUGUUGUUGUUAGCGUAAAUUCGGGUGGUGGCGCUGAAUUACGUCGUUCACGUAUCGUACGUGAAACUGAUUCUAAACAAUUAAUUCACCAACUGAAGCUGAAAUAUGUUAUUAAUGAUAAUUAUUGA
This is a messenger RNA of Brugia pahangi, 1305 nucleotides long. Lineage: Eukaryota; Metazoa; Nematoda; Chromadorea; Rhabditida; Onchocercidae. The record is from the annotation of a GenBank genome assembly.